Molecule: messenger RNA, 4536 nt
Organism: Leguminivora glycinivorella
Lineage: Eukaryota; Metazoa; Arthropoda; Insecta; Lepidoptera; Tortricidae
Gene: puml
Product: (Lyso)-N-acylphosphatidylethanolamine lipase
Exons: 8
Coding region: 231-1361 (376 amino acids)
Cellular component (GO): lipid droplet
Source: RefSeq, a predicted model, not a curated record
AUAGAAGUCAAUGAUAUCGGCAGUAUUUUAAAUUUAAGCCUUUUAGUGAUAUGUUUACUGGCUCCCAAGCCACCGCCAAAUGGGUAGUGAACUGAAUGUGACGACAAGCGAAACCAGGAGUGCAGGCUGCAUGCUCACACAUACCCUGUACCAGUAAUGCCGGGGCCCAGUUUUGUAAAAGCUGGAGCCUGUAUCAUCAUCACUUCAUUUUUCACAUCAUUAUUAUCUUUAUGAGUUGGACGGGAGGGUGGUUCAGCUGGACGCGUCAGUCCGACACGAUGCUACGAAACAUUGAGAAGAGGAUAUUGUCAUGCCUGAAGACAGCAUACAAGCGGUUCUACGUGGACAUCGGGUCCGUAGUGGGUCAAAGCGACAGAAUAUGGACCAUUUCCUUGAACGACGAGGCGCCAGCGACGCCUCUAGUGAUGUUGCACGGGAUGGGGGCUGGGGUUGCGCUGUGGUGUCCUAAUCUUGACGUCCUGGCUGCCAACAGACCGGUGUACGCCAUCGACUUGCUGGGUUUCGGCCGCAGCUCUCGCCCCAAGUUCGCAACAGACGCAGAAAAGGUGGAGGCGCAGUGGGUGGAAUCCGUCGAGGAGUGGCGCCGGGAGGUCAACAUCAGGCAGUUCAUCCUGCUGGGCCACAGUCUCGGCGGGUACAUCGCCACGGCGUACGCGCUCAAGUACCCUGAGAGAGUCCAACACCUCAUCCUAGCCGACCCCUGGGGCUUCACCGAGAAGCCCGCGAACAUCCACGAAAAGUACCAGAUCCCACUGUGGGUGCGCGCCGUCGCCACCGCCGUGUCCCCUCUCAACCCCCUGUGGGCAGUCCGCGUUGCCGGCCCGGCCGGGAAGUGGCUGAUCAGCAAGACGAGACCAGACUUAUCUAGGAAGUACUUGAACUAUCUGCCGGAUGCGGAGACGGUUAUACCGGAUUAUAUACAUCAGUGCAACGCACAGACUCCUAGCGGCGAAAGUGCGUUUCACACACUAAUGCACGGCUUCGGCUGGGCCAAGAACCCGAUGGUCAAACGAGUGUCGAAACUGGACGCCAACCUCCCUGUUACUGUCUUGUAUGGCAGUCGGUCCUGGGUGGACAAUAGUACGGGGCAGAUGCUGGCUGAACAGCGGCAGAGUCCUCAAAAUACAUACGUACAGGUGAUAAACGGCGCCGGGCACCACGUGUACCUAGACAAGCCCGAGCUCUUCAACAAGUACGUGCUCGAGGCGUGCGCGCGCACCGACGGCCCCAACCCCGCCCGCCUCGCCAUCGAACCCGCGAGACCCGAACCCGAGCCGAGACCCGAGCCGAACCCCGACCGAGCGGGCGACGAGCGAACACCGAACAACACGGCUUCUUGAUCCUAGCCGUAUCUCUAUUGCUGAGCACGGAGCAAGUUUCAAGGUUGUUUGCUUUAUUGAAGCCUGAUUACCGUGACUGUACAUGAGCUGGCACGGAUGGAAUGAGUGAAUGAAAAUCAUAUUAAUACGGUCAAACUUUGUCACUAGAAAAAGGCGCGAAAUUCAAAUUUUCUAUAGAAUAAUAAACAUUCGCGUCAACAUUUUUUAAAUUUGCCGCUUUUUUCUAAUGACGAAAACUGCUUGACAGACUAUACUAUGUUAGUAGUACCCCAUUGACCAAUAAAAUGGUGUUUUUGACUGUAUAUGACUCAUACAAAGAAAGUUUCGUUCAUUCUAUUCGUGCCAGCUAUCGUGAAUCAACUAAACUACAUAGUUUAAAUAUACUAAAUGCAGUAACUUCUAGGCAUUAACUGGCAAUUGAAACACGGUAGUCAGGCUCAAAUCGGGUGCUGAAAAUACUGUAAUUUUGAAGUUUUCGUCCAAGUAGGCCUAUGAGUCAGUCGUGCUUUAAGAUUUGUAACUAUUCUGCCGUAUCGAGCGUAAAUGUUACAAUUUGAGAUAUUACUAAGGCUGUCAUAAGUAUUAGAAAAUUCAUGCUCAGACUUUAAGGUUUUUUAAUGUAAUAAGUCUUUAAAUAAUGCUGUAGCAUUAGUAAGUAUCUAUUGCUUGAAAAUUAUGUGUCUUGAUUGUCACGAAUUAAUAAUUUAAAUACUAAAAUAAUGUAGUUAUUGACUACGGGGCCAUGGUCGCUAACUUUUCUUUAUCAGACGAAGCUACAGGCGCUACAGCACGCAGUGAGAUAGGCACUCUUCGCUGGACUAGGCGCGCUAGAAUAUAAAUAGAUAUAUUAUUUAUUUUUAGAAAUAGGGAAUAGAUAGAUUAAUUUAUUAGACGUUUUAUGCCUAUAUAACAUCCUUAGGAACAGUUGCAACUUGCAACCAUGAUUUACAGCUCAGCGUACUUCUGCAAAUGCAAUAUGAAACUUUCCAUAGAAUAAAAUAAACGAACGCUUCUCUUUGACCACAAAACGCGUCGCAUAAGAUAGGCGUGUUAUCCAAAUGGUUAUAAUAUAUUAGGCAGUUUGGUGCAUCGACCUAGCCAAUCUUUCGUCAAAAACUUGAUACUUUAGAGCUUUUUCACAUUAUACGAUCCGAUAUCGGAUGUAGGAAGGAUGUCAAAGGCCUAGAACAUGGCACAUUUAAUAUACAUGUACGAUAUCGAUCCGAUACCGGAUCGGAUAAUGUGAAAAGGUAAUCACGAACUACGACAACACGUCGGGAAUUCAAUGUAAUAUAAACUUUGAUUCUUAGAUAAUAUAAUAGUGUUCUUUACCAAUACUAGGUAUUAUGUAUUUCAAUACCUUGCAUACGUGUUGCUAGCUCUUCUUGACCAAAUACUAGCAUAAUUAAAUAAGAGUACGUAAGUUGCCUUUCUUUAAAAACCUGCAAAAACUUAAUAUUAUCUCUUUAUUAGAACUUUCACAUAAUAUUAAGGUAACAGUUUAUUUAGACGUAAAGUAAUUGUUUACUGGACUCACUGGAGUGUUUAUACGCAAUUUUAAUGUUAUUUUAUUAAAUUGUAUACGAAAACACAAACAACACUGCCGGUCUAAAAGUACAUCUUAAAAUUCACAAAAUUAUGUGUAUAUGAAAUUGUUGAUUUAAAAACUAAAAAAAAGUAAGUGUUGUUGUAUUACACUUAUACGAGUACGCACCCACCUCCCUAGCGCAAGAGAUAAAUUAACAAUUAGAAUAAGUGUGUUUUUGAACCAUCAUGUAAAGUAAUAAGUACUAAAUUUGUUAGUUUUGAGUUGUUAUGUUAAAAUAUUUCACUAAUAUUUUAAUAAUAAAAUAUAAAUAAGAGUUAUUUUUUCCCCGCGUACAUUAUAGACAUAGGACCGUCAGUUUCUCACGUAAGGGUCACGGCCUUAUUCCAAAGUUAUGAUAUUGACAAUUUAGAGUUGGACAGUAAAUGUUAAUUACUAUUCGUAACCUGUGCAUAUGUUAAUGAGUAAUCCCAUGUAUUCGCCUUUCUCUAAAUUGCAAGUUUACAACUAUACACGUAACUCAGGUUCUCCAUAUUUAGGGUAGUGCCAUAUAACAUUGUUGUUAUCCAAGUUCCAAGUCCGCUCAUAUGAACUAUACUUUCCAUGUAUGUUUUUAUCCUUGGAAUAAUUUGUACCCUUAUCCGUUUAAUACAUUCAGUGCCAUCGCGUAGUUACCGGCAAUAAUAUCCCAUAAAAGGUAGGCCGCGAAAAUAUCGAACAUAAUCGUAUUUGUAGAUCCAUAAGUGCUCAUAUAUUUAUGCAGUCUUCUUUUUGUACGUUAUUAUUGCCGGCGACUGUAUUAAACUCUAGGAGCGUAACAUGAAGAAAUUAUUAUGUAGCGCAAACAGAGAACCCGAUAUCGGGUCAUUGGCACUGAAUGUGUUAACAUCUGUAGCCAUUCCAAAUAGCCCUACUUUAAUACAUAUAAAUAUAAUGUAAAGCUUUAAACGAAUUGUGCAAUCUUUUGACAGUACAUAUAGUCGCUCAAAAAUUGGUCGGGGAAAGUAUAGCAAUUGUUUAUUGGCAAUGUGCGUGGAGUGGCGCUGAUUGCCACAAAUACACGUAAUCUUAUGAGUUAUAAGCGUGUCUAACUUUAAUGCUAACGGCGGUCGUUGGAACUAAUUUGACUGCAUAAGAUUUAAGCUAGGAACAUAUUACGCGGAGGACGUCCGCCGUCGCGCGACCGCGGACGCGGAUCUAGACAAUGAAUAUACCCUUAACCGUGCAAAACUAUCGGUCGUCGGUCGUGACCUUGAGCGCACGGACGUCCGAUCGAAAUCUGGCUCGCUGAUUUGGUCAGCCGAAGCCACGUCCCCAAGACGUCCGCGUAGAAUGUUCCUAGCUAUAACAUAGAAAAGCCUACAAAGUGAUGGCAGCAAUCGCGCAACUAGAAUAGAAAUUGCUCUGUAACGAAAUUGAAAGUUUUUAGUACUUUCGAUAGUUCUCCCUGACCAACAUCUUUUUUGGAUGUUCGAUUGACACUGACUUUGUUCUAGCGGGAUGCACAAGUAUUGUACUUUUGACAAUGUUUUUAUUAGAGCAAAUGUAUGUUGAAUUGUGUUUGUUAUUUGUCCGCAAGCUUUUGAUACGCGGUUAGAUUUUAUGUAAAUAAAGAUUAUUUAUUAAAAA